Messenger RNA from Coffea arabica (coffee), 1057 nucleotides. RefSeq lists its product as uncharacterized. The record is from RefSeq and is a predicted model, not a curated record. NCBI's taxonomy places the organism in Eukaryota, Viridiplantae, Streptophyta, Magnoliopsida, Gentianales, Rubiaceae.
CGACAAAUUAAAAACACGAAUGAAUAAAUAAAUUAGAAGGCAUUAGUCGCUGCAUGAGGUGACGGGAACAAGACACGUUACCGCAUCCACCAAGUGGCACUCAUCCCUCUCUCCCACCUUGCCAACGAAAUCUCAACGCCGUGGCUGCCAGCCAGCCUGCCACUCGGCCUAGCUUCCCCAGGUAGAAUCCUCCCCGUCAAUAACGAUUCAAACAAACAUUAAAGACCCACACCCACAACAUAUUUUUCUUCAGCAGCAAAAAAAAUAAAAGUUGAGAAAAUGAAUCGCGUAGAUGAUGAUACCAAAGAAACUGUUACGUUCAGAGCCGUAAGCGGAGACGAGGAGGGGCGAAAGCGUGUGGAGAAAGUGGAAGUAGACAGUCACAACGCGGACACGCUUAAGUACAAAGAAAAGAAACUGAUUGACAAGGGCGUGCAGAGACAAGACCGUCGUCCUAUUGAUGGGAUUCCGUUAGGCCGUCAGCAUAAGUCCGGUCACGGGGGAAAGUAUACGUGGGAGGGGCCCAGGGACACCGCGGAGAAUGAACUGGGUGCAGCUCCCCCUGCCAUAGAUGAAAACGAUCCAAACUAUGUGGAUGAAGAGGCGGAGGACAGGAUACUUAGGGGGGAGGUUAGUGGGGUCGCCGGAUUGGUGGUCGGAGAGUUGGAGCUCCCUAAACUCGCUGAAGAAGGUGUGGCUAGGAUUGAUGUUGAUCCUCAAUUGCAGACCAAUAUUUAGUUUUUUUUUUUUUCUGUUUUUUCAAUUGGAAUGAUUUAAUUUUGUAACUGGGGAGGUUUAGUUUGUAGGCAUGCAAACUUUGUGCUUUUCUUUUUAUUUUUAUUUUCUGGGUAACUUAAACUCAGUAGUGCUUUUCUGCCUUUUCUUGAGCAGCCCUGCUGUGUCGGUAGCGGUAACAUUUUUUGUGGCCGCUUUUUAGUUUUUUUUUUCCCCCCCAGUAAAAUCAGCGCUUCUGAGUUCAGUUCUCAAUAAGCACCAGUAUUAGUGUGCAACUGUAAUUGAAUGCUUGAUGGAAUAAAGAAACAUCUUUCCUGUUGAA